Molecule: messenger RNA, 2616 nt
Organism: Varanus komodoensis (Komodo dragon)
Lineage: Eukaryota; Metazoa; Chordata; Lepidosauria; Squamata; Varanidae
Gene: CCNC
Product: cyclin C
Exons: 12
Coding region: 154-1005 (283 amino acids)
Biological process (GO): positive regulation of transcription by RNA polymerase II
Cellular component (GO): nucleus; mediator complex
Molecular function (GO): cyclin-dependent protein serine/threonine kinase regulator activity
Source: RefSeq, a predicted model, not a curated record
CGCCGCGGCUUUGCAAGACUCCUUCCUGCUGCUGAAGCUGUUCCUGUUCCUGGAAAAAGGGAAAGAAGAGGAGGUUGCACCGGGCACCGGGGUUGGUACUCUCUGCUUGGGCAAGCAGAAAAGAAGACGCUCCCCGCGCCUUCGCUCCUCUACAUGGCAGGGAAUUUCUGGCAGAGCUCGCAUUACUUACAAUGGAUUUUGGAUAAACAAGAUCUGUUGAAAGAACGCCAAAAGGACUUAAAAUUUUUGUCAGAAGAAGAAUAUUGGAAACUGCAGAUAUUUUUUACAAAUGUUAUCCAGGCCUUAGGUGAACAUCUGAAAUUAAGACAACAAGUUAUUGCUACUGCUACUGUUUAUUUCAAGAGGUUCUAUGCCAGGUAUUCCCUAAAAAGUAUAGAUCCAGUACUUAUGGCUCCCACAUGUGUAUUUUUAGCAUCCAAAGUAGAGGAAUUUGGUGUGGUUUCAAACACAAGGUUGAUAUCUGCUGCUACUUCUGUAUUGAAAACUAGAUUUUCAUAUGCCUUUUCAAAGGAAUUUCCUUAUAGGAUGAACCAUAUACUAGAAUGUGAAUUCUAUCUCUUAGAACUAAUGGACUGCUGUUUGAUAGUGUAUCAUCCCUAUAGACCUCUACUCCAGUAUGUGCAGGAUAUGGGCCAAGAAGACAUGCUGCUUCCCCUUGCUUGGAGGAUAGUGAAUGACACAUACAGAACUGAUCUUUGUCUGCUGUACCCUCCUUUCAUGAUAGCUCUAGCUUGUCUACAUGUGGCUUGUGUUGUCCAGCAAAAGGAUGCUAGACAGUGGUUUGCUGAGCUCUCUGUUGAUAUGGAGAAGAUUUUAGAAAUUAUCAGGGUAAUCUUGAAACUGUAUGAACAAUGGAAGAACUUUGAUGAAAGGAAAGAAAUGACUUCUAUUCUAAGUAAGAUGCCUAAACCAAAACCACCUCCAAACAGUGAAAGUGAUCAAGGUCCAAAUGGAAGUCAGAACUCUAGCUACAGCCAGUCUUAAGACAUUCCAAAGACAUUCAUUAUGGACCACUUUGGAUUAAGACACGUUGGGAUCUUUUCCUGUGUGAAGAUGUGGACAGAAGGUUUCAAUAAUGUCUUUUAAGAAAAAAACUUGAAGAAUGUUUCUGUCAAGCAUACUGAAAGCUUUUCCUUAGACAUAUACCUGUUUGAGUUGUGGCACAAUACAUAGGCAAGACUCCAAACAAAUCAAAAGCCUGGGAUGAUGCUAGAAAAAAUUAUUCAAUUGAGUAUGGACAGAAUUCAGUACUUUUUUUGUUUGAAAAAAUAGUAAAGAGUCUGCAAAAUCCUGUUAACAUGAAAUUGGGCGAACAUAACUGGAUCUUUGUUACCCUAAUGCUAGUUUAACCACAUGAGGCAACUUUGACAUGUUGGAUGGGAGAUCCUAACUUUCCAGGUAUAUACUUUGAAUGUCAGUGGAUACUGUAUAAGGAGAACACACUUUUAGUAAAUACCUGGUGGGGGGGCACUCCUUGAAAACACGAGCUAGACAAUGUGAGAUGCUUUUAGUACCUACAGCUUGUAUGUGGAAAAUGAAAUGUGGGAUACCCAAACAAGUGCAAUAUGUAUCAUGCAAAUUGUGGCUGUUGUAGGGAAGAACAUUUCACUCUUUACAAAUGCUAAACAAUGAAGCCCUUGUGCACAUUGCAAGUCAAGUUUUGUAAUCUAAUCAAGUAAAGAACCAAUUUGUUUGAGGUUGUCAUGGUGGGUGUGUGUUGUGUGCUAGAAUUUAGUAUGCCUUCAUUGCUACUAUGAAUGAUACGUUACAAUGGCCUCUUGAGAAAGUGGCAGAUAUUCAGAUGAGAUUAUAUCUGACUCAAUAGUAAAAUAUUUAUUAAAAAUACUGUAAAAUUUAUCUCGAAAGCUUAGGGUGCAACCCUGUGCAUACCUAGACAGGAAAAAAGUCUGAGAACUUCCAGCAUUGCCCAGCUAGCUUGUCUAAACAUGCAUCGGGUCAUGCCCUAAGUUGCUUUUUCAACUGGAGGGCCAUAUCCUGUGCUGUUCGGUCCCACUGAAAAUGGAACCUGGUCCAAAGCCCUUAGAUUUUAAUGGACAGAUUGUGCAUUUAGUAAUUGUUUUUGUAUCCUAUCCUAAAAAACAAAACCAGGAAAACUAUUGGAUUUCAGUCUAAGCUCUCACUUCACCCCAGAAAACAACAUUCCACUGCUAUGAAAACAAAGGAAUGUUGGUUGGAAGGGUCUUGUCACGUGGUGCUUGUCCUAAAACUUGAUUUUUUAAAAAGCAGCAGCGCCUGCCUCUACUUGAUCUGUCCCUCAAUUAAGUGCAACCAAAGUGUUUUUGUAUGCAAGUGCUUGGGCUCUUUGCAUUUAACUGUUGAAGUUAUUUUUAUAUAGCGUGUUUUUGGGUACUGACUUACAAAAACAUUUCUGUGAGAAGUGAUGUGUUUUUGGCCUUUUCCUACUCCCCUUAGUUGUUUUGCUUAUUUUAUUGAUGCCUGUGAUCUUGCUAACACAAAUGGUUGAAGACACCAUGUCUGUAGUAGUUUGGAAAUUAAUUUUGUUCCCUUGAGGGUUUACACUUUAUUUGUAAUAUGGACUAGCCGGGUAGGAAUAAAAACAAAUACAAAUUGACA